Messenger RNA from Chenopodium quinoa (quinoa), 1851 nucleotides. RefSeq names its product FAM10 family protein At4g22670-like. The transcript is spliced from 11 exons. Gene Ontology annotation, molecular function: Hsp70 protein binding; protein dimerization activity. NCBI's taxonomy places the organism in Eukaryota, Viridiplantae, Streptophyta, Magnoliopsida, Caryophyllales, Amaranthaceae. The record is from RefSeq and is a predicted model, not a curated record. The coding region runs from base 233 to 1453 and encodes 406 amino acids.
AUAAAAGAAGAUUAUCCAUUUAACAAAAGAAGCUACUAGAAACAAUUUAGGGGUUUUAAUCAAAUCAAACAAAAACAAGUUUCUAUUCAUUUCAUCAUUUCUUUCCCUUAAACCCUAAUUACUUCUAUUAAAUCAUCUUCAACCUCUCUGCUCAUUUUACUGCGAAACCCAAAUUUUUGUUCGAUAAAUUAAUUUCUGCAGAUCUUAAUCUUAAAGCUCGAAAAAGAUAACAAUGGAUGAUUCAAAAGUUCAGCAAUUGAAGCAAUUCGUUGAUCUCUGCAAAUCAAACCCUUCCAUUCUCUACGAUCCUUCUCUCUCCUUCUUCCGCGACUACAUCGAAAGUCUUGGUGCUAAGCUUCCUACUUCUUCCGACAAAUCGAAAUACACUGUUGAUGAUGAGAGUGACGAGGAUGUAGCGGAUGCUAAGCCGCAUGUUGAAGAAGUAGAGGAAGAAGAGGAAGAGGAGGAGAUUGUUGAAUCUGAUGUUGAGCUAGAAGGCGAAAUCGUUGAACCUGAUAAUGAUCCUCCUCAGAAGAUGGGUGAUUCUUCGGUUGAAGUCACAGAUGAAAACCGUGAGGCGGCUCAAGAAGAAAAAAUGAAGGCAAUGGAAGCAAUUUCAGAAGGCAAGCCAGAGGAAGCAAUUGAGCAUUUGACAUCAGCUAUAGUACUCAAUCCGUCGGCUAUUAUGUAUGCUACCAGAGCUAGUGUGUAUGUAAAGAUGAAGAAGCCAAAUGCUGCUAUACGUGAUGCCAAUGCUGCUUUGGAGAUAAAUCCUGAUUCUGCUAAAGGGCACAAAGCUCGUGGCAUGGCAAGAGCAAUGCUUGGUCAGUGGGCAGAGGCUGCUAAGGAUCUGCAUGUGGCCUCAACAAUCGACUAUGAUGAAGAAAUAAGCGCAGUGCUAAAAAAGGUUGAGCCCAAUGCACACAGGAUUGAAGAGCAUAGGAGGAAAUAUGAUAGGCUGCGCAAGGAAAGAGAGGAAAGAAGGGCUCAACGAGAAAGACAGCGCAGGAAGGCUGAAGCACAGGCUGCCUAUGAGAAAGCCAAGGAGGAGGAAAAGUCAUCUUCAAGUAGAUCUGGUGGUAUGCCUGGAGGAUUCCCUGGUGGUAUGCCUGGAGGAUUCCCUGGUGGUAUGCCUGGAGGGUUCCCUGGCAGUAUGCCUGGAGGGUUCCCUGGCGGUAUGCCGGGUGGGUUCCCUGGUGGUAUGCCUGGUGGAUUCCCAGGAGGUAUGCCUGGAGCGGCUGGAGGUAUGCCUGGAGCUGCUGGAGGUAUGCCUGGCAAUGUUGAUUUCAGCAAAAUAUUAAAUGACCCUGAGUUGAUGACGGCCUUUAAGGAUCCAGAGGUCAUGGCGGCUCUUCAAGAUGUAAUGAAGAACCCAGCAAAUCUGGCAAAGCACCAAGCAAAUCCGAAGGUGGCCCCCAUUAUAGCUAAGAUGAUGGGCAAAUUUUCCGGUUGAUUGUGAAGAUACAUCUGUUGGUGAGACAAAACAUGGUGACAAAAAAAAUGAGUGGUUCUUCCUGCAAAAUUUUAAAAGAUUGAGUGGAGGUACUUAACAUCGGCACUUUUGCCCUUUUAGUUGACCUUAAUUGUGCAUGUUCCAACAUUGAUGGGCUUCACUUUUAUAUAUUGCUAGACAGCAGCUAGUUGUAUGUCAUGCUGUGAUUUAGAUGAAACUUGUAUCUUGAUUUUGAGCAGAUCUUAUAGACCGAAUCUAAAGAUAGUUGCUGUUAAUAUUGCAUAUUGUCAGCAUUGGUUUUAUGGAACUUUGGAAAGUUGUGCAGUUGUUUCGGUGUUAUACUGUCAUCGUUAUAGUUGAGUUCAAAUAUUGGAUUGUUUUAUUGCAUCGAGUGUUCA